GGCUCCCUGUCAAAAUUGGGCCUAGUAUUCAAAGCACCCUUUAAAAUUAUGGACAAGUCAAGGCAUCCUCUAACAUUAUGAACAGACCUAAGGCACCCUUUACAAUUAUAGACAGUCCCGAGGCACCCUUUACAAUUAUAGACAGUCCCGAGGCACCCUUUACAAUUAUGGACAGUCCCGAGGCACCCUUUACAAUUAUAGACAGUCCCGAGGCACCCUUUACAAUUAUAGACAGUCCCGAGGCACCCUUUACAAUUAUGGACAGUCCCGAGGCACCCUUUACAAUUAUGGACAGUCCCGAGGCACCCUUUACAAUGAUGGACAGUCCCGAGGCACCCUUUAAAGUUAUGGACAGUCCCGAGGCACCCUUUAAAGUUAUGGACAGUCCCGAGGCACCCUUUAAAGUUAUGGACAGUCCUGAGGCAUCCUUUAAAGUUAUGGACAGUCCUGAGGCAUCCUUUUCAAUUAUGGACAGUCCUGAGGCACCCUUUACAAUAACAGACAGUCCCGAGGCACCCUUUACAAUUACAGACAGUCCCGAGGCACCCUUUACAAUUACAGACAGUCCCGAGGCACCCUUUACAAUUACAGACAGU
Staurois parvus is the source of this 596-nucleotide messenger RNA. NCBI's taxonomy places the organism in Eukaryota, Metazoa, Chordata, Amphibia, Anura, Ranidae. The record is from the annotation of a GenBank genome assembly.